Messenger RNA from Artibeus jamaicensis (Jamaican fruit-eating bat), 918 nucleotides. It is a transcript of the gene TAS2R10, whose product is annotated as taste 2 receptor member 10. The coding region runs from base 1 to 918 and encodes 305 amino acids. Gene Ontology annotation, cellular component: membrane. Gene Ontology annotation, biological process: sensory perception of taste; detection of chemical stimulus involved in sensory perception of bitter taste; G protein-coupled receptor signaling pathway. NCBI's taxonomy places the organism in Eukaryota, Metazoa, Chordata, Mammalia, Chiroptera, Phyllostomidae. The record is from RefSeq and is a predicted model, not a curated record. Gene Ontology annotation, molecular function: G protein-coupled receptor activity. The transcript has a single exon.
AUGCUAAGUGUAGUGGAAGGCCUCUUCAUUUUCAUAGCAGUUAUUGAAUCAAUACUGGGGAUUUUAGGGAAUGGAUUUAUUGGACUCAUAAACUGCAUUGACUGUGUUAAGAACAAGAAGUGUUCAGUAAUUGGCUUGAUUCUCAUUGGCUUAGCUACUUCAAGAAUUUUUCUGAUAUGGAUAAUAAUUACUGAUGGAUUUAUAAGAAUAUUCUCUCCGCAUAUAUAUUCCUCUGGAAGCCUAAUUGAAUGUAUGUCCUACUUGUGGAUAAUUAUCAAUCACUCAAGCAUCUGGUUUGCCACCAGCCUCAGCAUCUUCUAUUUCCUGAGGAUAGCCAAUUUUUCCCACUACAUUUUUCUCUGGUUGAAGCAUAGAAUCAAUAAAGUACUUCCCCUUCUGAUAGGAUUGUUGCUUAUUUCAUGGUUACUUAGUUUCCCACAGGUUGUGAAGAUUAUUAAUGACUAUAAAGCGAAAAAUGGAAACAGAACCUGGCAUCUCAUGAUGCCUACAAGUGAAUACCUUACUUACGAAGUUGUGCUCAAUCUGGGGGCCAUUUUCCUCUUUAUGCUGUCCCUGGUUACAUGUUUCUUGUUAAUCAUUUCCCUUUGGAGACACAACAGGCACAUGCAAUUGAAUGCCCUAGGUGUCAGAGACCCCAGCUCAGAGGCACAUGUGAGAGCAAUGAAAGUUUUGCUAUCUUUUAUCAUCCUCUUUACCUUGAAUUUUAUAGGCAUUGCCAUAGAAAUAUCAUCUUUCAUUGUGCCAGAAAAGAAAUGGCUGAUGAUUUUGGGUAUGACAACCUCAGCCCUCUAUCCCUGGGGUCACUCGUUUAUUCUAAUAGUAGGAAACAGCAAGCUAAAACAAGCAUCUUUGAAGUUACUACAGCUUUUAAAGUGCUGUGGGGAGAGAAGCCUCUGA